Molecule: messenger RNA, 2011 nt
Organism: Myotis lucifugus (little brown bat)
Lineage: Eukaryota; Metazoa; Chordata; Mammalia; Chiroptera; Vespertilionidae
Gene: FERRY3
Product: chromosome unknown C12orf4 homolog
Biological process (GO): regulation of mast cell degranulation
Cellular component (GO): cytoplasm
Source: RefSeq, a predicted model, not a curated record
AUAUCCUGCCAAAGAAGAUGAAGAAAAACAGAGAAAGAUUCUGUAGCAGAGAGAGGGAAUUUGUGUAUAAAUUCAAAAUAGGAAGUCAGUGCUUAGAACUGAGGGUGCCCCUCAAAUUUCCUGUUCAAGAGAAUGUCAGUUACUUACAUGGGCGCCUGAUGCUGCUGCACAGCUUGCCAUGCUUUAUAGAAAAAGACUUAAAAGAAGCUCUGAGCCAGUUUAUAGAAGGAGAAUCCCUCAGAGAUUAUGAUAGAGAGGCUGAAGCAUCGCUGGAAGCUGUGAAAUCAGGUGAAGUAGAUUUACAUCAUCUGGCAAGUACAUGGGCCAAAGCUUACGCUGAGACCACAUUAGAGCAUGAGCCUGAAGAGCCCAGCUGGGAUGAAGAUUUUGCAGAUGUGUACCAUGACCUAAUUCAUUCUCCUGCCUCUGAAACGCUCCUAAAUUUGGAACAUAAUUACUUUGUUAGUAUCUCAGAACUGAUUGGUGAAAGAGACGUGGAGCUGAAAAAAUUACGAGAGAGACAAGGUAUUGAAAUGGAAAAAGUGAUGCAAGAGUUGGGAAAAUCACUGACAGAUCAAGAUGUAAAUUCACUGGCUGCUCAGCAUUUUGAAUCCCAACAAGACUUAGAAAAUAAAUGGUCAAAUGAAUUAAAACAAUCGACUGCCAUCCAAAAACAAGAGUAUCAGGAAUGGGUGAUAAAACUUCAUCAGGACCUAAAAAACCCCAACAACAGUUCCCUCAGUGAAGAAAUUAAAGUUCAACCAAGUCAGUUCAGAGAAUCAGUAGAACCAAAUGGAAGGAUUUAUGAGGAACAGAGAAAGUUAGAAGAAAGUUUUACCAUUCACUUAGGAGCUCAGUUGAAGACCAUGCAUAAUUUGAGAUUGCUAAGAGCAGACAUGCUGGAUUUCUGUAAGCACAAAAGAAAUCAUCGAAGUGGUGUGAAACUCCAUCGACUCCAGACAGCGCUGUCACUUUAUUCCACAUCUCUCUGUGGCCUGGUUUUACUAGUAGAUAAUAGAAUUAAUUCAUAUAGUGGUAUUAAAAGAGAUUCUGGAAACCGAAAUGGAGGAAGUGAAGAUAAGUCUAAAAAUGCUGAUAGAAACUAUUUAAAUAUUUUACCUGGAGAAUUUUACAUUACACGGCAUUCUAAUCUCUCAGAAAUCCAUGUUGCUUUUCAUCUUUGUGUGGAUGACAAUGUGAAAUCUGGAAACAUCACUGCUCGCGAUCCUGCCAUUAUGGGACUCCGAAACAUCCUCAAGGUUUGCUGCACCCACGACAUCACAACAAUAAGUAUUCCUCUCUUGCUCGUGCAUGAUAUGUCAGAGGAAAUGACUAUACCAUGGUGCUUAAAGAGAGCAGAACUUGUGUUUAAGUGUGUCAAAGGUUUCAUGAUGGAAAUGGCUUCAUGGGAUGGAGGAAUUUCUAGGACAGUGCAAUUUCUGGUACCACAGAGUAUUUCUGAAGAAAUGUUUUACCAACUUAGUAACAUGCUUCCCCAGAUCUUCCGAGUAUCAUCAACACUUACUCUGACAUCCAAGCACUAAACCCUUAUAUAUCACCAUGCUGGCAGAAGAGGAUUGUUAACCUCUCCAGGAACUUGAGCUCUGCUGGGAUUCUGUCAAGCAAAGAUGCCCAGAAAGAGAACUUGCGACCCAAGCCACAAAUCAAAUCAUGAUAGAUAUCUGUUAAACAUUCCAAAGACUCAUCUACCGUACAGGCUGAUGAUCAGCCCCUGAUGUAUACAUUUAUUGUUAAAGUCUCUAUGAAAAAAAAAAAUGUCUUUUCCUAUUGUCGUAUCCUAUCUGUGAAUAAUAGUAGGUUUAAACUUCCUAUAUUUCGUGCAAGGACACUUGAUGUAGGAGAGUGUUCACUGCAUUUUCAUAAAGACAUUUGUCUUUUCCCAAAGGUAUGAAUCAUAUCAGGUACAAGACUUAAUUAAGCAUACAAAUAAAAUCUUUCCUCUAUCUUAUUUGCCAAGUGAAAAUUAAAAAGCACUGAAAUAUACAUUACA